Molecule: messenger RNA, 2221 nt
Organism: Hypanus sabinus (Atlantic stingray)
Lineage: Eukaryota; Metazoa; Chordata; Chondrichthyes; Myliobatiformes; Dasyatidae
Gene: xrcc4
Product: X-ray repair complementing defective repair in Chinese hamster cells 4
Exons: 8
Coding region: 136-1221 (361 amino acids)
Biological process (GO): double-strand break repair via nonhomologous end joining; response to X-ray; immunoglobulin V(D)J recombination
Cellular component (GO): DNA ligase IV complex; DNA-dependent protein kinase-DNA ligase 4 complex; nucleus
Molecular function (GO): DNA binding
Source: RefSeq, a predicted model, not a curated record
GCGCAUUAAGUUGAUGAAGCAGCUGCGGUGAGAGCUCGGCGGUAAAUGUGAACGGGGCCGUCAGGGCUAUUUAACCGUCUGAAACCCUCGCCUCUGGCAUGGCGAUCAAAGAGUGAAGAAAAGGAAAGGAGUACCAUGCAAAAGUUUGGGCACCCCAAGAAAUUUGAGCUCUCAGACACAGAAGCAAGCAAGGCAAUGGAAAUGCAUGUUUGCAGAAUCUGGCCACUGACAACACCGGACACUGUACACUAUCUGAAGAUAGGUUGGGAUGAAGACUUGGGAAAUGGCUUCACAAUAACUCUGUGCAAUGGAGAACAAGCAUGGAGUGGAAGUGUGUCAAGUGAUCAGAUAACAAUAGAAGCAAAUGAGGCUGAAAUGGACAGGGAAAAGUAUGUGGAAGACCUUCGAUGUGCACUGCUAACACGGGAUGAAAAGACAAACCGUUACAGCUUUGACUUUAUAAAGGACAGCGAAAGAGAAGUUUUCCAUUUCUCCUAUGAGAAGGUCUCACAAGACAUCUCAUUUAAGCUUGGCUCUGUGGAAUUGAAGGAGGUCUCUAGCACAACAGAAGUCAUCAAGGAACUCAUUGACAUAGUUCUCCAGAGCAAUACAGAGCUACGGAGCAGAAAUAACUCCCUGCAACAAGAAAACAAGAGAUUGUUGAGUGAGCGCAACAGUGGCUUGGAACGGCUGGAGGAAUAUGUAAAGGCUAAAGAAGACCUGGAACAAGACCUCUAUUCACGUUUCAUCUUGGUGCUUAAUGCAAAGAAAGCCAAGAUUAGACAAUUACUAGAACAUUUAAAGUGUGUUCGUGAGCAGACAGAAGAUGGAAUUCAAUGCAGGACUGCAGCUGCCACCGGUCAGGAAACCUUAUUAACUGAGGAAUGCAACACUGAUGAAGACCACAGUAGCCAUACCUCUACAAGUAGAAGCUUGGCUCAACCUUCCACGUCAGUUACUGGUUUUAACCGGCACAGAAUAAUGGAGCCAACCACGGGUUCAUCUUCCUCUGUCAGGCCUCAACACAGCGACCACCCCCAGCGACGGCUGCCCUGGCUGUACCUGCACUUUCGUGAAUCUAGUUCGCUGUAUCACCCAAGAGAUCAGAAAAGCACCAUAUUAUUUAGGCUGCAGAUUGCAGCGAUCUUAGUUCAGAAGUAUAUCUACAAGAGUGUCUCAAAAGUUCAAAGCUUAAUUUAUUAUCAAAGUAUACAACUCUGAAAUUGUUCUUCUCCAGAAAGCCAGGAAACCAAGAAAGAAAAGAAUGGCAACAUAUUGGUCAACCACCAGAUCCCCCCUCCACUGCACAAAAAUGAGAAAUGGGAAAGAUCAGGCAAAAAAAAUAUAAAAAACUGUAAGUCUGAAAAAAAGAUCCAUAGUCCAAAUCCAUUUCCAUAUCCAAAAAUGCAGAAAACAUUGGUAACAUUCUCCAGCUCAGUGGCGGGCCACACAGGCUCCUCUCUCCAGCAGCAGAGCGAUCUCACCAGCAAUCAAAAAGGCAGACAGCCAGUGCUCACCUUCCACGUUAUCCUUGAUGUUUUGAUCUCCCUCGUCACUUUAGUCGGCAAAAUGGAGUCAAAAAUCGCCACAAGCCUCACGCUCACUGCCUCCCAAAGCGCUGGAUCACCCAAACAAGCUCCAAACUGCAAAUCACAGGCUCCAACAGUUCCAGAAACAUAUUCAAUAUGAAAAACAGACUUAAAAAGAGAUUAAAGGAGUGAAAUCAAUAGUUUGUGGAGUAUCCGGAGAUGUCAACCAUGGGAGCACUGAAUGCAGGCGCCACCUUAACCAAUAUAUCUAGUAGUUUUGUAAGCUGUCCAUAAAAUGUCACCGUUGGUUGCUGAUGCCGUCUGGCUAUCUUUGAACUUUGAUAGCAAUAUUCCACAGGUGCAUAUUUGGACAGAUGAAUGAAUUGGUAGAAUAUACAGGAGUAACGGGAUAGUGUUCAUGGGUUCAUGGACCAUUCAGAAAACUGAUGGUGGAGAAAAAGAGCUGUUUCUAAAUUGUUGAUGUGGCUCUUUCCUUUAUCUCCUCCCUGAUGGUAGUAACAAGAAGAGGGGAUGGUGGUAGUUUAGGGUACAUUUACAAAAAAAACAGUUCUGAUUUUGUACCUUGGUAUAAAUAGAAAUAGUUUUGUGUAUCUUAAAAUGCAUUCUCAGUUGUUUACAUCGUAACAGUUUAAUGGCUCUGAGGCAGUUUAAUUUUGCGUUAAACUCAUUUA